This is a messenger RNA of Ostertagia ostertagi, 636 nucleotides long. The record is from the annotation of a GenBank genome assembly. Lineage: Eukaryota; Metazoa; Nematoda; Chromadorea; Rhabditida; Trichostrongylidae.
AUGUCACCCGUAAAUCGACGACCUGGUUUAUCACUUUUUGGUAAUAUGUGCUUUUACAGCGAACUGGGUACGGGCGGUGCAGAAUUCGUGCACAGAACGAAAAAACUGCUAGCUGAACGUGGACCAUCCGCACUUCAGUUCGUCGACGAUUCGAUCAUGAAGCCGUCACAGCUCUAUCUUUUCGCCUAUAACGCUGUGCAAUUCAUAGGGUGGGGUAUUAUUCUACUCAAAACCCUCCAUGGCCUUUCGGAACAUCUUACAUGGCCUCAGUUGUACACAUCCGUCGAAGCCGAAGUGAAAUUGUUCCAGACACUAGCUAUUCUGGAAGCACGCGAAAGCAUUGGAGUUCCGAUGCUGCUUUUGGCGUGGUCAGUCACUGAAGUUGUGAGGUAUUCGUACUACGCUCUGGGCCUUUUCAACGCUGUGCCGUAUUUUCUUACAUGGAUAAGGUGGGUUGCGGAGAAGAAGUACUACUCAUUGGAGAUGCCAAACGCGCUCAACAUGAGCAUCUCCUUUUAUUGGGUAUUAAUCGGAGCGGCCUUAUUCUACAUUCCGGGUUUCCCUCAGUUGUACUUGUAUAUGUUUGCUCAGCGUAAAAAGGUGCUGUCGACAGAUGCCGCAAAGAAGAAGAUGUAG